Messenger RNA from Knipowitschia caucasica, 4410 nucleotides. The record is from the annotation of a GenBank genome assembly. NCBI's taxonomy places the organism in Eukaryota, Metazoa, Chordata, Actinopteri, Gobiiformes, Gobiidae.
AUGCGGUGUGUGCGCGGGGCCCCUCUGCUGCUGCCUCUGCUGCCCCUGCUGCCUCUGCUCCUCCUGCUGCUGCUGCUGCUGAGGAUCCACUUUGUUUUGGUUCUGGCGCAGAGCCACGUAGAGCGCCCUGACUCCAGCGCGUUCCAGCCUCCCUCUGCAGAACAAGGUCAGACUGUGGUGCACCCGUUCAAGUCCAGCGCAGACGGAGCCUUCCUCUCGCACUCGCUGUCCCAUCACUCAGGACUCAGACCCAGACCCAGACUCAGGCGGGACCUCGGACCUCAAGCAGAAGAGGAGCGGAUUUACUACACCAUCCAGUACAACGACCAGUCCCUGUUCUUCAACCUGAGCUCCAACUCUGAGCUGCUGUCUCCGGACUUCACUGUGGAGUGGAGGAACAGCAGCAGCAGCAGAGGCACAGAGCAGAGGUCAGCGGGGCAGACCUGUCACCAUGUGGGCUCCGUGACCAGGACCAGGACCAGGGGGACAACCAGGACCAGGAGUAGGGGCACGGCCGCCAUCAGCAGCUGUGAUGGGCUGAGAGGCUUCUUCUCCCUACCUGGUGGAUACUUCUUCAUCGAGCCGGUGCAGAGGUCCUUGGAUGGUUCAGCUGGAGGUCCAGAGCCUCACGUGAUCUACCCCCAAACCACUGCUCCCUCCAGCAGCAGGAAGAGGAGAGGAGCUGGGGACUCACAUGGUCCCUGUGGGGUUCAUGACAGUGCAGAGGACUGUGAUUUGGUGGAGCAGGAGAGAGACCAGUGGGAGAGCCUGGAGCAGAGACCCUCUAAGUCCCGGCAGCAGCGCUCGGUCAGCAGAGAGCGCUGGGUGGAGACAAUGGUUGUGGCCGACUCCAAACUCAUCGAGUAUCACGGCAGCGACAACGUGGAGUCGUACAUAUUCACCAUUAUGAACAUGGUGGCCGGUAUAUUUCAUGACGCCAGUAUUGGAAAUGCAGUCCACGUCAUUUUGGUUCGACUCAUUCUGCUCCAAGGGGAAGAGAAGGGGUUGAAGAUCGUUCACAACGCAGACACCACGUUGGCGAGUUUCUGUGCCUGGCAGAAGAACUUGAACCCUCAGAGCGACACGCACCCGGCGCAUCACGACCUGGCCGUGCUGGUCACGCGAAAGGACAUCUGUGCUGGACUGAACCAGCCGUGUGAGACCCUGGGACUCUCGCAUCUGUCUGGAAUGUGUCAGCCUCAUCGCAGCUGCAACAUCAACGAGGACUCUGGGCUCCCGGUCGCCUUCACCAUCGCCCACGAGAUGGGACACAGUUUUGGGAUCCACCAUGACGGCCAGGGCAACGACUGUGAGGUGGAUGGGAGACACCCGUUCAUCAUGUCCCGACAGCUGAUGUACGACAGCUCGCCCCUCACCUGGUCGUCCUGCUCCAAGGAAUACAUCACCCGCUUCCUGGAUCGUGGCUGGGGGUUCUGUCUGGAUGAUCGACCCUCGAAGAAGGAGCUGGCGACUCCUUUGGCCAAUCUGGGCGUCCGCUACACCACACAGCACCAGUGUCAGCUGCAGUACGGACCCAACGCCACCUUCUGCGCCGAAGUGGACAAUGUGUGUCAGAUCCUGUGGUGCUCUGUGAACGGCUCGUGUCGAUCCAAACUGGACUCUCCCAUCGACGGAACUCGCUGUGGUCCUGGAAAGUGGUGCAUCUCGGGGGAGUGUGUGAUCGUGGGGAAGCUGCCCGAGACGGUGAACGGAGGCUGGGGCCCGUGGAGCGGCUGGUCCUUCUGCUCCAGGACCUGUGGCACCGGGGUCCAGGCCGCAGACCGAGAGUGCAACAACCCCAAGCCUGAGUUUGGAGGCAAAUACUGCACCGGGGAAAGGAGACGGUAUCGAACCUGCAACACCAGACCGUGUGCCAACGAGCAGCCCACCUUCAGAGAGAUGCAGUGCUCAGAGUUCAACACCGUGCCCUACCACAACGAGCUUUACCAGUGGAUCCCCGUCACCAAACACGUGAAUCCCUGUGAGCUGCACUGUCGUCCUGUGAAUGAGUUUUUCUCAGAGAAGAUGUUGGAGAGUGUGACGGACGGGACGCCCUGCUUCAUGAACAAGUCCCGGAACAUCUGCGUCAAUGGCGUCUGCAAGGAGGUGGGCUGUGACUUCGGGAUCGACUCUAACGCUGUAGAAGAUCGCUGUGGCGUGUGUUUAGGAGACGGCUCCAGCUGUGAGACCGUCUACAAACACUUUGAUGAAGGAGACGGCUUCGGCUACAUAAACGUGGGGGUGAUUCCCGUGGGAGCGCGGGACGUCCUGGUGACGGAGGUGGAGGAGGCGGGGAACUUCCUGGCGCUGAAGAGCCACGACUCGGACCAGUACUUCCUCAACGGGAACUACAUCAUCCAGUGGAACGGCGAGUACGAGGCGGGAGGCACCACCUUCUACUACGAGAGGAGCGCCAACAUGGAGAACCUCACGGCCCCGGGACCCACCACCGAACCGGUCGUUCUGCAGCUUCUGUACCAAGAAAACAACCCAGGGAUAAAGUACGAGUACAGCAUCAAGAAAACCAAACAGAGCGGGAAUGAGAUCACUGAUGUUCUCUACAUCUGGAGACACGGGGCCUGGACGCACUGCAGCGCCACCUGUGGGCUAGGUCAGCAGCAUCAGCCUGUGCGUUGUGUGGAGGUCGAUGUGGGAGUGGUGGACGACUCCAUGUGUAACCCCGAAACACAACCACAAGAUAAAUACCGAAAAUGCAAGAACAUGGACUGUCCCGCCAGGUGGUGGGUCGGCAGCUGGCAGCACUGCACCUCCACCUGUGGCGCUGACGGUGUGCGUUCGAGGACCGUGUUGUGCGUGCGGACGGUGUCUGGAGAAGAGACCGUGCUGCACCCCGUAGAGUGCAAACAUCUGCUCAAACCCAAACGCGUCCUCCCCUGCAACCGAGACGUGCUCUGUGGACAGGAGUGGGCGGCCGGCGAGUGGGAGGAGUGCCCGGUCACGUGCGGGGGAGGGGUCCGCUCUCGCACCGUUAUUUGCACUCUGGCCCCGAAGAAGCCCUGCGACCCGUCUGGAAAACCUCGCACCAGAUCGCUGUGUGGCCUCCAGAGCUGCCCCAACCCUGGCCUGCGCAGACGCCCCGGGCCCCCCCCACCCAAGUACCGCCGUCUCUACCCCCUGCCCCCCAAACGGCAACCCACCAAACCCCCAGACUUCUCCUCCACUUGGUUCCCGACGAGAACCACAUCCAAAGCUGGUCCAGAACCCACACAGACUCCCGGGUUUGAGUCUCCCACCACCGCAAACACAACAACAGCAAAGACAGAGUUACCAGACUUAGCCGAGUUCGAUUUGAUUCCGACUAAGAAUAACCCAAAAAGGAGAAAAAACGCAAAAGAAAAUUCUAAAAACGCAGUGCAAGAAGACGAGGAAGGGAGUGCGUCCAAUGUGGGGAUGUAUACGCCUGGUUAUGACUACAUUGUGGAGGAUAGACCAGAAGAGGAAAUUAUCGACUUGGAUCCGACCGUGAAGAUGGCAAAGCAGAAGAAAACGGCAAUAACGGUGAAAGGGAACGCCGGAACGUCGAAGAAGAAGACGCCGCAGCCCAAAGGGAGUCGAACCAAGAAGCAGAAUGUCUCCAGUAGUAACCUGGUGGCCAGAGAGACUGUGGUCAAGGACGUCAGCUGGGUGGUCGGAAACUGGAGUGAGUGCUCGACCUCCUGUGGCGUUGGGGCCAUGUGGAGGACUGUGGUCUGCAGCUCUCAGAACGACAACGACUGUUUGGUGACAGAGAGACCGGAGCCGGCGAGGACCUGUAACCUGCAGCCGUGUGCCGCCUGGGAGAGCGGAGGCUGGAGCAAGUGUCCAGAGGAUUGUGCUGUGGCGGCGCGCAGACACCGGGACGUCCUGUGUGUGGAUUCUCAGAGCGGGAAACCUCUGAGGCCUUUCCACUGUCAGGCUCAGUCCAAACCCAUCAGCUCUCUCUCCUGCCCCAGGAAGCCGUGUCUGCCCUGGACCACCUCCCCCUGGGCUCCGUGUUCGAGAAGCUGCGGUGACGGGGUUCGAGAUCGACUUGUUUUCUGUCCUGAACCGAAACGCUGCAGCGACGCCGUGAGACCGAGCAGCUCCUCGCCGUGCAACCUGCAAAUCUGCUCUCACUGGACACACUCCGACUGGAACCAGUGCUCAGUGAGUUGUGGUGCAGGAGAGCAGCAGCGUGACGUCACCUGCACAAACACAGAGGACGAGUCUGUGAUGGAGGACGAUCUUUGUCAAACUGCAACGAAACCCGUCUCUGUCAGAAAGUGCAACGACCACGAGUGUAAAGACAUCCUCGGCUCUAUCUGUAAGAAAAACACCAUGUCUUCUCGCUUCUGUGACAAACUAAAACUUCUGGGUCGCUGCUCUCUGCGCUCGGUCCAGAAACAGUGCUGUGUCACCUGCGGACCCUGA